AUGGGCUCCGUCGUGAAUUGUGAUGUCCUCAUUGUGGGAGCUGGUUUCAGUGGGAUGUAUGGUCUUUAUCGGCUUCGAAAGCUCGGGUUGAAAGUCAAGGCAUUUGAAGCCGGCAGCGAUUUUGGGGGUGUUUGGUACUGGAACCGAUACCCUGGUGCUCGAGUCGAUUCAGAAUGGCCGUUCUAUCAAUUGAGUCUUCCCGAGGUGUGGAAAGAUUGGAAUUUUACUGAGAGAUUCCCGGAUCACAACGAGAUUCGUGCGUACUUUCACCAUGUGGAUAAAGUGCUCGACCUGCGAAAGGAUAUCGAAUUCGACGCCCGGGUGAACUCCUGUGUUUGGGAUGGUACAGAAGGUAGAUGGACAGUCAAGACGGUGGCCGGACACCUCGCAAUGUGCAAAUAUCUUUUCCUCUGCACCGGCCUCCUUUACCAGCGGCACUAUCCUGACUUUCCCGGGUUUGAAAAAUACAAAGGCGUGGUUCACCAUUCGGGCUUUUGGCCUGACCACUUGGAUAUGACCGGGAAAAAGGUCGCCGUGAUCGGCGCUGGAGCGACUUCGGUGCAAAUCGUGCAAGACCUCACCAAGGUGGCCAGUCAACUCGAUAUGUACAUGCGUCGGCCUAGCCUGUGUCUUCCGAUGGCCCAACGAGACAUCAGCGAAGCGGAGCAAGAUUGCCUCAAGCCGUACUAUGGAACAUUGUUCAAACAGGGACGGAAAUCCGCCGGAGGCUAUCCAAGAUACCCCCCCGACUGCUCGAUAUUUGACGUCUCGGACCAGGAGAGAGAGGACUACUAUGAACAUCUUUGGAAAGCCGGGUCGUUUGGUUUUGGGGCGUCAAACUAUAAAGAGAUCUGGGUCGACCUCAAGGCCAACCGACUCGCUUAUGACUUUUGGGCCAAGAAGACACGAGCACGCAUAUCAGAUCCAAAGAAACGAGAUCUGAUGGCUCCAUUAGAGCCGCCUUACCCUAUCCUGACCAAACGAAGUCCCCUGGAACAAGACUACUAUGAAACGCUGGAUUCGAAUCACGUCGAGAUUGUGGAUCUGAAAACUACUCCAAUCAAAACUUUCAGUGAGAAUGGGAUUGUCACCGCAGACGGAAAAGAGAGGGAGUAUGACUACGUUAUCCUUGCCACGGGUUUCGAUAGUUUUACUGGCUCGGUUUCCAACAUGGGCCUCAAAAGCAGAGACGGGGAAGAUAUCAAAGAUCUCUGGUCCAAAACCGGAAUCAGCACCUAUUUGGGUAUUAUGAUCCGUGGAUUUCCCAAUUGCUUUAUGGUCUACAGCCCUCAAGCGCCGACAGCACUGUCCAAUGGACCGACGAUCUUGGAAUGUCAGGUCGACUGGGUGGUGGACGCGAUCGAAAAACUCGAAAAAGAAGGCGUCAAAUCCAUUGAGCCCAAACAAGAGGCUCAAGACGCCUGGGGAGAGAUGAUUACUUCUAUGAGUCAGCAAACGCUUUUCCCCUUGACGAAUUCAUGGUGGACAGGCGGCAACAUCCCUGGAAAAAAGGUCCAGAUGCUCACCUACACUCGAGGGAUUGGCGAGUAUGAGCCUCAAUGUCGGGAGACACUCGAUAGCUGGAAGGGCUUUGAGGUCGCCAGCGCGUGA
Messenger RNA from Rhinocladiella mackenziei CBS 650.93, 1611 nucleotides. RefSeq lists its product as uncharacterized. The transcript has 4 exons. The record is from RefSeq and is a predicted model, not a curated record. Lineage: Eukaryota; Fungi; Ascomycota; Eurotiomycetes; Chaetothyriales; Herpotrichiellaceae. Gene Ontology annotation, molecular function: NADP binding; flavin adenine dinucleotide binding; N,N-dimethylaniline monooxygenase activity. The coding region runs from base 1 to 1611 and encodes 536 amino acids.